UGCCCCAUUAAUACAAGCUCUUGGGAGGCAAAGUCAGGUGGAUCUCUGAGUUCGAGGCAAGUAUUUUCUACAAAGUGUAGGACAGUCAGGACUACACAGAAAACCUGUCUCAAAAAGAAUUACUUUGGUGUUGACUGUGAAUGAGGUCUGUUGGUAAGCUUUGCUUCCUGUGGUCAAGUAUGUACUCUGAGCCUCUCAAGACAUCCUGUAAACUUUCUUCUUGCUCUGCUUCUUUCCAGCCAAAGCAAAACCAUGAUGUUCGAGUUCCUAAGCCUACUGUGUUCUGGUUUCUUCCUAGUCCAGAGGAUGUCAGCACACAUGGGAAUCUACAUGAAGCCUUUCCUCAUAGCUCCACAAACUCCCCUGGCAAAUUCAGGAGAGAAUGUGACCCUGGAGUGUCAUUCAGAGAUUAUGUUUGAUACCUACAUUUUGACUUCACACAGAAUGGAAAUACUAAAAGAAACUUUGCAGCAUUUUCAAGAAUCUCAUUUUAGUGGGUCUUAUGCCAGUUUCACAAUUGGUCCCAUGACACCUGAUCACAGUGGAACAUACACGUGCUAUGGUGCUUACAAUCAUAGCUUAUAUGAGUGGUCAGACUCUAGUGACCCCGUUGACAUCAAGAUCACAGGUGAAUACAAGAAACCUUCUCUGUCGUCUGUGAUGAGCCCUGUACUGGUGUCAGAACAGAACAUGACCCUGUCCUGCAUCUCUAACCAUCAGUUUGAAAUGUUCCAUCUGUCCAGAGAAGGGGUGCCUCAAGGAAAAGGGAUACCUGCAAUGCAGAGCCACAGUGGUAAAUUUGAAGCCAAAUUCCUUCUUAGUCCUGUGAUCCAAAAAGGGAACUAUAGAUGCUAUGGCUCUUUCAAAAACUCUUCCCAUGUGUGGUCAUCUCCAAGUGACCCCUUGUACCUUCCUGCCAAAGAUAACCUCAAGAACCUGCACAUUCAAAUUGGGCUCUUAGUGACCAUGGUCCUUGUCAUCGUCGUCAUCAUCAUCAUCAUCAUCAUCAUCAUCAUCAUCAUUUAUUAUUAUUACUUUUCCAAAAAGAGUAAGUCUCAGAAACAAGCAGGCAGCAUUUUAGAACAAGAGUCUGAAGUUAAAGCAACAAUAAACAGACAGGAUCCUGAAAGACAAGAAGAGCAUAAGGUGCUACCUGUUAAAGUCUUCUACCAGGAGCAUGUACUCAAAAUCCAAGAGGUCACAUAAGACACAAAACUCCAAGAAGAAACCUUACUGAAUGUAAAGACUCAAUAGCCACUAGAACCUAAUAUCACUUAGGCCAAAAGAAAAAAGGAGAAACAAAACCAAGGGAAAAACAUCAAAAACACCCAUUUAAUAAAGAUAAACUCAGAAAUCAGCACCUAAACCUUUAAUAACCGCCAAGCCCAGAUGACUGGAAGACAAAGUAAGAACACAAUUAAUAACAUCCAGGGCAAUAUAGCACCACCAGAGCCCAUAUAUCCUACUCUACAGCAGACCCUGGAUAGUCCAACACAGCAGAACCAGAUGAAAAUGGCCUUAAAUACAAUCUUAUGAAGAUGAUAAAGACGUUUAAAGAGGAAAUAAAUCCCUUAAAGAAAUACAAAAUUAUAAUCAAAUAGGUGAAGGAAAUGGGGAAAAGUUUAAGAUCUGAAAACAGAAAGAGCAGUCAUAAAGAAAACACAAACUGAUGGAAUCCUGAAUAUCAAAAGCUAGGUAUGUGAACAGAAACUACAGGUGCAAGAAUCACCAACAGAAUACAAGAUAUGGAAGAGAGAAUCUCAGGAAUAGAAGAUUUUAUAGAAGAAAUUAAUAUAUCAGUCAAAGAAAUUCCCACCCCAAGUCAAGGAUGUAUUGUCAAAUGAUAGGAAUUAGGAGAGGAAGAGUUGGGUUUAGAAUAUUCUUUUUAUGUCUUCACUGUGUUUUUAUUGUUUCCCUAACUCCAUGGUUACUCUAAAAAGUCAAAAACAAAAAACAAAAAACAAAAACCCAUGUUGUAAACUCAAAUCUUACUUGACAUCACAUAAACAAGUAAUCCUGUAACAAGGGCAGGCUUGCUGCAGCCUCCACCUCCUUCCACAUCAAAUGCUCUCUCCUUCUAUCCCAAAUCUCCACAGAACUCCAGAGAAGCCUCCCACAUUCAUAUUCUCCAGCAGUUCUGCUAGAAGCCCGUGCUUUGUACAUUAAUUUAUAUUAUUAUUUUAGAACUUUUUAUAGUGUUAUUAAUUUUGUUUGCACCUACACAGGGGGCCAGAAGUGGGGGCACAUUUCAGUGCAGCUCCUUUCCUCCCACCAUUAAGAGCGAGCAAGCUGAUGUAGCAGGCAAAGGCCUGUGCCAAGUCUGUCAGCCUAGCUCUAUCCCUGGGUUCCACAUGAUGGAAGAAUACUUACUCAACUAUGUUAUAUUCUCUUGCAUUUUGAUUGUGAGCAUAGACUUUAACAGCUGUGUCAUCCCACCAGCUCUCUCAUGUUAUUCUCUUAGGACACACACAUAUCCACCCACACCCACAAACAGGCACACACAGACAGGGUUUAGAAUAUUAAUACUAUUAAAAUGGCCAUACAUCCAAGAGUAGAUGAGCGUCACAAAUUUAAAUUUGUGAAUUAAAAGAAAAGAGAGAGAACAAAAGUUAGUUGAUAUAUUCAGGAGGAGUUGGGCCAGGGGCUGAAUAUGAUCAAAGCACAUUGGGUACAAUUCUUAAAUAUCCAAUAAAAAUGAAACAAAAAUCCA
Molecule: messenger RNA, 2710 nt
Organism: Rattus norvegicus (Norway rat)
Lineage: Eukaryota; Metazoa; Chordata; Mammalia; Rodentia; Muridae
Gene: Kir3dl1
Product: killer cell immunoglobulin like receptor, three Ig domains and long cytoplasmic tail 1
Biological process (GO): cell surface receptor signaling pathway
Cellular component (GO): plasma membrane
Source: RefSeq, a predicted model, not a curated record